Molecule: messenger RNA, 6700 nt
Organism: Ostrea edulis (European flat oyster)
Lineage: Eukaryota; Metazoa; Mollusca; Bivalvia; Ostreida; Ostreidae
Exons: 40
Coding region: 218-4810 (1530 amino acids)
Biological process (GO): protein ubiquitination; transmembrane transport; monoatomic ion transport
Cellular component (GO): membrane; cytoplasm
Molecular function (GO): ubiquitin-protein transferase activity; monoatomic ion channel activity; zinc ion binding
Source: RefSeq, a predicted model, not a curated record
GGGGUAGUAAGUGAUGCACGAUACGAUAACUUUAUAUUGAACGGGAAGACUGCGUGCGUCCUUAUUUCCUUCCUCGUAUCGAGUCAGUACACAAUCAGCGGAGGAAAAAAGGCGAUUUUCUGUCAUUUGUUUGUAAAGCCAGCGUUUCUUAUUACAAACCCUGCGGAUUCCUUACCUAGAGGUGGAUCUAGGAAUUCUUAAGGAGCGUUACGUAAAGAUGACUUCCGAGGAAACCGCGAUUGAAAUGGAUCGGCUCAACAACGAGCAGGGAACCAUUUUAGACCACAGCGCACCAGGGUCUUCUGAUGAGAGCGACAACGAUACGACAGAGAAAACUGCCGAGGACGUCCAGGAUCACUUCGCCGUACGUGAUGUGGUGCCACAAUGUCGUACCUUCGCUGGGAUGAAAAUCGUUGAUUUCUUUGACAGAGAUAAAAUCAAAAUAGGACAGCGGGUAGUCCGUGGAGUUGAUUGGGACAGGGAGGACGAGGAUGGGGGAGAAGGAAACGUGGGAACUGUGGUGGAAAUCCUCAACAACUCUCAACAGGUGCGCGUCCAGUGGGAUUCCCAGGACACGCUGAACGCUCAGGAAAACCCCUACAAGUUUAUUUAUAGAACAGGGAUGGACAAGAAAUAUGACCUGCGACUUUUUGAUAACGCUCAGACAGGGGUGUAUCACAAGUUCUGCGACUGUGACAGUUGUGGUGAGGUCCCAAUCCGAGGAAUGAGGUGGCGGUGUUUGUACUGCGAGGAUUACAAUCUAUGUACGGAAUGUUACAUGUGCGACAUUCAUGAAAAAGGUCACGUGUUUGAACGACACCAAAGAAUGAAAACGAUCAGUGUUAAUGUAGGGAUGAGGGCAGAUUUACAAGACGUGAAAGCUAAGGGAAUAUUUCCUUCAUCGGAUGUAAAAUCCAGGAAAGACCCACAUCUGACAGGUACCGUUGAGACUGUUGAUGACAAUAUCGCCAUUACAUAUAACUGUGACGCAAAGGUCACGUGGGAAGAGGAGGGAUUCACCAAAAGAUACCGGGUGGGAAGAGAAGGGAAAGUGGACAUCAUGUUUACAGAGCCCGCGAGAGUGAAGUAUUUCCAGGACCAUCUGCAGGGAAUCACUAAAGGCAAUGUAGCUGAAGGAAUACGAGUCGUGAAAAAAUCCGACAAUGAUGACGUGACCGUUGGAACAAUCACCCAUUCACCGGAAAUUGAUAUAAUGAAAAGAGACGCGAAACGAGGACAAAGACGCCCAAUCACCAACGACCGAGGAUCUCUCAACCCGCACCAAAGAAAGAAAGUCCGAGCUAAAGAAAAGGCGGUUGGAAAUCAGCAUUGUUUAGUCACCGUGCAGUUGGAUAAUGGACAAAUUGUUAAAAUGGAUACGAAAGAAAUAUUAUUGUUUGACAACAGUCAGAUAGGAAUUUAUCAUGAUGCUUUGUGCGCUGGGUGUGAAAGCGGCCACAGGAUCAAAGGAAUGAGAUGGAGGUGUACCGAGUGUCCUAACUAUGACCUCUGUACAUCAUGCUACAUGUCUGCGAAGGAUAAACAUAUCGACCAUAAAUUCCAGCGAAUCACUGAGCCUGCAGAAAGGGAACAGCUAAAGACCACUCGCACAACCCCAGGAGUACAAGUGAGAACAGCUCUAGGAAUGUUCACAGGCGCCAAGGUCCAGGAACUGGAAGGCAAUACAGAUAAAGCACAAGGAAAGAAGGGCACCAUAACAGAAAUAUGCCAUUACAGAAAAAACGAGGCAAGGUGUAUCGUCGUUGUUAACAGAGAUGGUGACGUGGAUGAACAAGUUAUAGGACAUUUUACCGAUUUUCAAAAUGACCAAAACAAUGAAUGCUUCUUUUAUUAUCCAUCACAUCUGCCCGACUUGGGAAAAGAUAUCCAGGGAUAUGUCGAAGUGAAAGACAAGACCAGUCAUGCAAAAAUUGAUGUUGAACUGUGGUAUGAGAGAGAUGUCCCCAAGUGCUCGCCAGAAGUUCAACACAGUCUUUAUCUGAUUUUUGCACACAAACCAGAAGAAGUUACCACGGCAUCAUUCAAGAAUACUUUGAACAGGUUUCGCCCUUUAGAGGACGUGAGGAAAUUCGCACGUAAAUCUCGUUUGCCGUGUCAGCUUGCAGUUGAGAAGGUACUUUUUGUUGACGAAGCGGUCGUCAUCCACAAAGACACCACUACUUGCACAAUACAAAAUUUGAUAGAUAUGGGCGUCAGGAAGUUGGUCCGCGGGGACACGCGGGAGGACGAAGAUGAACAACUAUAUUUUCUACGAAUGUCAGUGUAUUUAAGUGGAAAAAUUCCCUUGCCCGCCUUUGUUUCACUACGUAACGGAGUAACUCACACCGACGCCCUUUUCAGAGCCUCGGGGAACAAAAUUCCAGUUAUCUGCUUUAAGAAAGAAACCAAGAAAGUAUAUGUAUUGACAAUGGAAGACGAUGUGUAUUGUGUGAAAGCGAUGGAACAUAAAAUUGAUUUGAAAGCUCCAUGGAAGGUCACCAAUGUGAUCAUGAAGGAUUAUGACGUAGGAAGUGACGGCGGAGAGGAAGAUGAUGAUGAAAUCACUCAACUAGAGGAUAUACCUGCCGAUUUCGAAAACGUGGCUGCGUUGAUUUCCUCUUUGUUGAUUGGAGUAUACAUGUAUGCGUGUUCCUUCGACGCAAGCCGUGAUAUUUUCGGAGGCAACAGUCAUAUUUACCCAAACGCUUUGUCGAUGCAUUUAAUGAAAACUGGGCAAUGGAAAAUACCAAAAAAUUUCAUCAAAGGUUCUUUUAACCAUCGAUCGAUUGAAUUCAUUUGUGAACAAAAAAUGACUGAACAGUUCCAGAAUGGUCUUUGGAGAGAUUUGGUAGCAAAGACUAAAUCGGCUUAUGUCGUACCGAAAUGGAAGAGGAAAGGGAUAGAUUAUGAUGAACGGGAUGUUGCGGAGUGGGACUUGGAUUCAGAGGGAAGAUUAGAUGUGAAAAUUUCAGGCCUUUACGGUUUAAUUUUCUUCGCACUUCUGAGAAAGGGAUAUUAUGAUGGCGCUAAACAGCUGAUAGAAACUGGCUGCGUUAGAAUUUCCCACCUGUUGAUUGGCUGUGUCAUUCUACAAGAAGCGGCAGAUGACUGGAAUACGAGUCAACUGCAAAAGGAAAAGGUCUUGCAGAUGAAAGCAUUGUGCACCCAGCAGGCCUUACGAAUAACGAGUUGUCUUCACGAGGCUGACGCAGACGACAGGAGAAAAAAUAGAGAGGGGAAAGUAUCAGGACUACGGAUUGAUCACGCGGGAAAACUUCUGUUGAAUCACGGGUACCUUUCAAGCGCCUUAAAGACAGAAAACAGCGCUUAUCUAAACGACGAAAUCGUCAAAAAAGUCAUCAGUCAGAUGUGGUACAAGCAUGAUAGUUUCUCUUUUAAAAAGGGCAUGCUGUUCGUCAUCUUGAUAUUGUUUCACUUCUUGUUGUUGCCUCCAUUUAUGUUCACCAUGGAGACUACGCCAUUUAAGUGGUUCUACAAGCAGUAUCAGAUUCCUGCCAUGAAAGUUCUUCUAAAUGGGUUUGGUUGGUUGAUGAUCUUGAAUGCACUAGCCUACAUGUUGCUCUUUGAUUUUACCGGCGGAAUAAGUCGAACGGAUUGGUUUAUAAUUGCCUGGAUGACAAGUUUUUUCCUCGACGAAACAAAACAGGUUAUCAUUUCAAUAAGGAGAGGAAAGAUCGGAUCUUACCUCAGGGACUGGUGGAAUCGAUUAGACUGGCUGACACUGAUCGUGUACUGUUGCGGGAUGCUGACUAAAUUAGGUGGUACUAACCACAACGCGUGCAAGACUCUCCUAGUUUUGGCGUUUAUUCUGAUGUGUGCGAGGUUCCUUAAUUUACUGAUGAUAUCAGAAAUUAUCGGAGCGAAACUUGUGAUGAUCAAACGAAUGUUUGUGGAUACUUUUGCAUUCCUUGCGAUAACAACAGUGAUUACGGUGUGUUACAGCGUGUCAUAUUACGCCAUUCUCUACUCCGAGGACUCGGAACUUAGUUUCGCUGAGAUGGAGAGAGUGUUCGGCAAUGGAUUUUGGAUCUUAUUCGGGGAGUUAGCAUUGGAGCAAGGCCUAUUGAAGGAACCAGAGUGUACGUUCAACAGAACACUGUACAGUAGUGGAAAGGUGGAACGCUGCCCGUCAGAACUGGGGCUGGCUCUGGGUCCCUACCUGAAGGCCGUGUACGCUUUGUUCGCCAUCAUUCUUCUCUUAAAUCUUCUUAUCGCUAUGUACAGUCACACAUUUGAAGAAGUUCAUGAGAGGAGCAAGUUCUAUUGGGCGCUUCUUCAAACGGACUUUUUGGAAGAGUACAGUGUGAAAAGUAUCUUCCCAAUCCAUUUCCAGCUGUUAAUUUUACCAGUGUGUCUCGUCCACUUUCUCCUCUGCUUCUUACGUUCAGGAUUUCAAAAAUGUGAUUGUAAAUGGAGAUAUGAACGAGAUGCCUACCGUGACUUAGAUGUCGAUGAAUACGAUAAGGACGUCGACGACCGUCUCAACCAUUGUCCGAUGUUUGUCAGAGUAUUCCUGUACGACACAAACUAUGACUUGAAUUUGAAGGCAACACGAGAAGCAGAGGGACAAGCUGCCCUCAAGGCAUCGGGCGAUCUGGAAGUAACAGACGAAGAUAAACUAACGGUCAUCCAAAAGAAGAUUAAGAACCAGAAGAGAAUAACAGUCAACAUAGACGGAAGAACCUCGAAGAUUCUUCAAGAGAUAAAACAGAUGAAACGCGACAUAAAGAAUUUGUAUAAAGCUGUAUCACCUGACACAGUGCCAGAGGACAAUAUUGAUACAGAUUAAAAGCAUUAUUUGAUCCAGAGCUUUUUCGUCUAUACCUGCUACACAGAAAUGCGAAAUCCGAAUGCAUGAAAUCCACACGUAGAUUGCAAUACACACCGACGUAGUGAUCUCCAUGUGGUACAAACAUUUCCAAUGUGUUACAAUUUUAUAAUGUUUCUCUGUAUCAUACGUUCCACAAUUAUAUCAUACGGAGGAAAGAAGACGAUUCAUAGACGAGGAAAAAUCCUGAAUGAUAUUUUGUUUUUAUAUCCAGUAUUUCACAUGUUAUAUAAGGAGGAAUGACACAUCUGAAAUGACUUAGUUACAAAUGAAGUAGAAAUCAGUCUGAAAAAAAAAAAAAACAACUAAAACCACCACUAGACUCAAACCAACGGACGGUAGAUCUACAGUCAUCAUGAUUAUACCACAGAUCAACAGUCAACACGAUAUAGACAAAUAUAUUUAAAAGGAGAUCUAUAUUUUCAUUCAAGUUUCAAAAGGAAGUCGGUCAUUAUUACAAUGUGUUGUUUCUCCUUAAUAUAAUCCAUUUUCAAUAACAAAUGUGUAUCUUUAUAAAUGAUGGUUUGUUAUGUUAAUUUACUUCGUUUUCAGAUGAAUUUUUCUGUUUUGAGAUUUUAUUUUUCAUUUGAAUUUCUUUAAGAUCUUUUCAUUAUUUUGGUUCAUGUUUCAUGACAAAUACCGAGUCACAAAUUAAUUAUAUGUGUGUUAAUUUAAAUAGUAACUGUGCACUCAUUUAUGUUGUAAUCUGUACUGUACAAUGUUAUUAUCAUUACGUAUAUUAAUUUACCUGAUCUAAAAGCCCAAAUGAACUAUUAUAAUCACAUUUUGUCUGGUGUCUGUCCUAAUGUCCGUAAACUUUAAGCAGUGACGAUUUCUUCUCCAAAACAACAGGGCUAAUUUAAACAAAACUUGCCACAAAACAUGUUUGGGUAAAGAUGAUUCAUGUUGGUUUAAUUGAAGUACCAACCCCCCUUUUUAAGUAGAGAUAAUCAAGAACUCGUAAAAAUGUGGCAUCGUUUGAAAAUCUUUAUAUCCAGAACCAAUGGACCAGUUUUAAUCAAAUUUGACAGAAACCAUUCUUAGGUCCAGGGAAUUUAAUUUUGUUGAAAUGAAAGGAUACGGUUUGCCCAAGGGGAGAUAAUCAAGAAAUGGCGAACACACAGGGGCAUUCAAAAAGCGUCGUAAGAGCCAUUAAGCUUGAACAAGUUUGAAUUCAUAUGAAUUAUCCUGAAAUAGUGUAGAUUCAAGCUUCAAAUCAUACUUCCCUGGGGACAACAUGGGCCCACAAUAGUGGGUCCAUAUUUCCAUGGUGAUAAAUAGGAUGAAUCACUUGUAAUUUUUCUCAAUAACAACAUAGGGCAUGGUUAGUCAUAUUAAUAUGAAAACAUUUCAAGGUAGUACAGAUUCCAAAUUGUUGAAAUUGUGGUCCCUGGGAGUAGAGUGAGGAAACCUUGGGGAUCAAGUUUUACAUCGUAAUCUACAGGAAAACCUCUUAAUAACAGCAGGAUCACGAAUACUGAUAUUGGUAUGCAAGCAUCCCCAGGUAGUGCAGAUCAAAAAUGCUCAAAUCAUGACCAUCGGGAGGUAAGGUGGGACCACGAUAUGGAAUCAAAGUUGUAUAUGGGAAUAUAUAGGGAAACAUCUUCCAUAGCAUAAUUUAUUUCUUGAGACAUUGUAUCAUGACUAGGUUGGGGCCACAAUUUGGAGUCCAAUGUUAUUGAUGAGGAAAUAUAUUGUAAAAAAUACAAUAGCUGAAGAGCAGCAUGCUGGUCCAUAGUAACUUAGUGAGCGAUGUGGUUAAAGGGUUUCUUGCUGUUAUUUUCAUAAAAGAAACACCAAUUUGUCUUCAUAUGUAAGAAAUGUCCAUCUUUGUCUCCGAUUCAUAGAUAU